AUGCGAAUCAAGGUCGUUGGCCGCGAUCCAGAAUCUGUACCGCUAUUUGACAACAUGCAAGAUACAGUUCAGUACUCAACGGCUGUCUCACCCGAAUGUAACGCGCUCCACCCCCGACUGGCCGAGGUCUCGCAAUCGCAAGAUCCCAGGGAACUGGCGGCAGACAAGGCAACGGCAAAACAGCUUUCAUUCUCUGAGGACGAGUUUCUACGCAACAUGAGCUUUAACAAGGCCAAGGGAAAGGCUAGCAAGGUCUUGAAUAAGCCAUCAGAUAUUGACCUUCAGCUCAACCAAAAUGAGCUUAUGGAAAUCAAGCGUAUGAUCAAAGAACAAGAUCCAACGUGCUGCUUUCCAAACCUGGAGGGCUUUGGUCAAACUAUCAUCAACACAGUCAUCUAUAAGCAUGCUUGUAUUGUCACUUCCAGGCUGGGACCAAUCGCUACAGCAUCGCCUCCUGCUAAACGCAUCAAGAAUCAAGAGACUCCUACCACGAAUGGAGGUUCAUGA
This is a messenger RNA of Fusarium subglutinans, 507 nucleotides long. RefSeq lists its product as uncharacterized. NCBI's taxonomy places the organism in Eukaryota, Fungi, Ascomycota, Sordariomycetes, Hypocreales, Nectriaceae. Bases 1 to 507 code for a protein of 168 amino acids. The transcript has 3 exons. The record is from RefSeq and is a predicted model, not a curated record.